Molecule: messenger RNA, 636 nt
Organism: Nelumbo nucifera (sacred lotus)
Lineage: Eukaryota; Viridiplantae; Streptophyta; Magnoliopsida; Proteales; Nelumbonaceae
Source: RefSeq, a predicted model, not a curated record
AUGCCAUCGGAGAGGAGCAAUAGCAAGCCAUGUCCCAUCAAAACGGUGGUGGUUUUAGUGCAAGAGAACAGCUCCUUCAAUCACAUGUUGGGAUGGAUGAAGUCCCUCAAUCCUGAAAUAGAUGGCGUUACAGGACAAGAAUACAACUUGUUGUCCACAACCGAUCCCAACUCAAUGCGUAUUUACUUCGGUGAUCGGUCGGAGUUCGUUGACCCCAACCCUGGUCACUCAUUUGAUGCAAUAUACGAGCCAGUGUUCAGCGUCCCAUGGGGGCAGUCAUCUUCUGGUGAUGAUAAGGUUGCGAUGAUGAAUGGGUUUGCUCAGCAGGCAGAGAGCGUACAGAAGGGACUGUCGGAGGUAGUGAUGAAUGGGUUCAGACCAGAAGUGGUGCCGGUUUUCAAGGAGUUGGUGAUGGAGUUUGCUGUGUGCGGCCGGUGGUUCGCGUCGAUUCCGACUCUAACACAGCCCAAUAGGUUGUUUAUUCACUCUGCAACAUCGCAUGGUAUAGUCAACAAUGACACCAAGAAGCUGAUCCAUGGGUUCCCACAGAAGACCAUUUUCGAUUCGCUUGAUGAGGCCGGAUUCUCUUUCCGGAUAUAUUAUCAGUACCCUUCUUCCACACUUCUCUACAGGUGA